This is a messenger RNA of Pundamilia nyererei, 4604 nucleotides long. RefSeq names its product leucine rich repeat (in FLII) interacting protein 1b (gene lrrfip1b). The record is from RefSeq and is a predicted model, not a curated record. Gene Ontology annotation, molecular function: RNA polymerase II cis-regulatory region sequence-specific DNA binding; DNA-binding transcription factor activity, RNA polymerase II-specific. NCBI's taxonomy places the organism in Eukaryota, Metazoa, Chordata, Actinopteri, Cichliformes, Cichlidae. Gene Ontology annotation, biological process: regulation of transcription by RNA polymerase II. The transcript has 19 exons. The coding region runs from base 1080 to 2708 and encodes 542 amino acids.
UUCAUUUUUCCAUGGUUUCCCUCAGUAACCAGACUGUCCCUGCCUCCCCAAACCCCAACUGAGGUCGGACUUUAAAGUCGUCAUGAGACAGCUAAAGGUUUAGUCCAUGAGCACUGUCACCAUGGAAACGUCACCUCUGAACAAACAUAAAGCUGACUGAUCGUUCAUCAGCUUUUGUUUUCUAGCGUCUCUUCCGGCGGUGCAUGUUUGAUUCCUCCACAAUAAAACCCCCCUCCCUGUCACACUGCGGCGUGUCGUGAUGCGUUCACUGUUAGGGAACGGCCCACCUGCGGCUCACCUGCCAGCCCGUCUCGUGUGUACAUCAGGGUCCGGGAGUUAGCAGCGCCUUCUCCUCCAAGGGAGCUCCGAUAAGAUGGCGGAUUAACGAGCUGACGUUUAUUUCACCGACGCUGCAGUGACGGUUAGUCCCUGCGGAGGGGUGCGGGAUCAGAUGCGGGAUAUUUACGGUUUUCCGGCUGAGGUUUUCCGGUGGUGACGCCGGCAGACGGCUAACUUCAGCUCUCUGCUGCGGCAUCUCGGCCGAAGCCGCUCCGCACGUCCUCUGACCGCAAAACCGCAGGGGCAGGAUCCCGGUUUUGACACAAACCCGGGUUUAUCAGGGGUUUUAUUGGUUCCAACUGUCAGGUUAGUGCACCGAGGACUAAAGGGGCCCUUUGUGGAUAAUUCGGGCGCAGGUACACCUCUGAGUGAUGCGAACUGCGGGACUCUGAUCCCGGAGAGUCUAACUGCAGAAUCACAUUACAAUCGCCUUUUUUCUUUGAAGAUAGCCCGGUUUAUUUUGGAUAAUCUCAUUCUAAACUUGAAGUGGGUAGAUUCAGGACUGACGGGGGCCUUUGUGGAUAAUUUGGCUCCAGGUAAAAUCCUCCUGGGCUAUGGAGACAUGAGAUACGGGCCGGACCAGGAACCCGACCGGAGAGAAGCGGAGCCUGCAGCGGAGCCUAGCAUCAAGAAAACCAGUUUUUAGUCUCCAUCCGGCUUAUUCAGGAUUUUUUUUUCAGCCGCAGAUUUUGAGCCGCAUGUCCCGGACCACGGGGGGUCUCUGAGGAUCAUCCGGAACCAUGGGGACUCAGGGACCGGGCCGGAAGAGGAUCCCGAACCGGGAGAAACUGACCGGAGAGGACGAUGCACUGAACCAGAUCGCCCGGGAGGCGGAGGCACGGCUGGCAGCUAAGCGGGCCGCGAGAGCCGAGGCCCGAGAAAUCCGCAUGAAGGAGCUGGAGCGACAGAAAGAGCUGUUUCACAGUCAUAAGAAGUAUUACGGUGUGGAUAAUAAGUGGGGUCACAUUGAGCAGUGGAUGGAGGAUAGUGAGCGGUAUUCUCGCCACUCUCGGAGGCACGCGUCGAUCUCUGACGAUGAGGAGAGGAUGUCAGUUGGGAGUCGAGGCAGCCUCAGGCCUUCGGACUACAGCGGGUUUCUGGGUUCGGGUUCUCGGGCCUCUUCCAGGGCCAGUUCAGCUCGGGCAAGCCCAGUGGUGGAAGAGAGGACAGACAGAGAGUUCCCAGAUAAAGGCUCUAGGACGGCCUCGACGCUCUCAGCAGCCACUCUGGCCUCGCUGGGCGGAGCCUCAUCUCGCAGAGGAAGCUGUGACACGUCAUUCUCCGUAGAAACCGAAGCGUCCAUUAGAGAGAUGAAGGACUCUCUGGCGGAGACUGAGGAGAAGUACCGUAAAGCGAUGGUUUCUAACGCUCAACUGCACAACGAGAAGUCGACUCUGAUGUAUCAGGUGGAGACGCUGAGGGAGGAGCUCAACGAAAUGGAGGAGCUGCUGUGGGAGACGCGGCGCCGCUGCGACGAUGCACACAAGGAGUGGGAGCGUGAGCGUCAUGCUCACAGCUUACUGCAGUUUCACUUCAAAGACAUGAAAGAAACUCUGAGAAAGACUGAGGAGCUGCUCACGGAAGUGGCUGACCUGCGUUUGAAGAGCAGCAGUUACUGUCAGGAAGUUUCUGACCUGCAGGAGGCGCUGCAGUGGAAAGACAAAAAAAUCGGGGCGUUGGAACGGCACAGAGAAAUCUUGGACAUUGUUUGCAUUGAGCGUGACCGGCUCAGAGACGAGGUGGUUCGACUGCGAGAUUUACUAAAGAAAAAUGGGGUAACCAUCUCUCCUGACAUUACCACCAAUGGGGAUGCGGAACUCGGUGGGAACGAGGACGAUAUAAGUGCAGAAUCUGCCUCUCGACUGGCUCAGGAGUCUCCUCAAGGUGGCAGAGAGAACAUGCUUGAGUUUCGGCUGAAAAAACUUUUUGAAGAAAGAGAGAGUUUACAGGAUCAGGUGAGGCUACUGCAGUCUCAGCUGGAUCAGAGACAGAAGAUCAUCACAGAAGGAGUUCAGAAUACAGAAAACGAUGGUCUGGAGAACGGGAUGGACUCUCAUCUGCUAGAACUGCAGAGAGAUGCCAACAGACAAAUCAGUGACCUUAAAUUCAAAUUAGUGAAAUCUGAACAGGAAGUCACCACGCUUGAACAAAAUGUAAUCCGUCUGGAGGGUCAGGUGAGUCGCUAUAAAGGGGCGUCGGAGAAUGCAGAGAAGAUCGAAGAUGAGCUAAAGGUAGAGAAACGAAAGCUGCAGAGAGAGCUCCGCUCAGCUCUGGAUCGGAUUGAUGAGCUGGAGGCCAGUAACAGCCACCUCUCCAAGCGCCUGGAGAAGAUGAAGGCCAACCGUAAUGCCCUGCUAGCCCAGCAGUGAUUGCUCUUCCCAUCUUCAUCUCCAGAGACAAUCAGACCUGAACAGAAUGUCUUUGCGAGUGCUUGAUUUUACUCUAAAUAAGCACCAGAUAUGUGGAGUUUGCUGAGGCAGUGAAAACAAACCAAAACCCGAAUCUGAGAAAAUGAAAUGUGAUCUUUAAUGUAGCUCUGUGAACACAUGCCAUCCAUAGUCAUGGCAGGAUUUACCACAUCGGACUUCAGACUGUAGCAUUGUCCAUCCAUCAAGCCUCAGAGGACAAAAAAACAGAGCAGAUCGAGCCAGGAGACACAAAAACCUCCACUGCAUUAAAGCAAUGUAUUCUAGUUCAACAUCCACGUAUUUUAGUUCCAGAGGUUAGAGCAAAAAUCAUCAUGUUGGCUCAACACUCUUUACGCCCCAGCAGAAGCUAAGAAAUUCUGGUUCCACUCAGUAUGUCUUUACUGGAGCCAUUUGUAGAAGCUUCAUAGUACAUCCAUGGUUAUCUUGCUUAAACAAUCCCAUAUCGAGCAUUAUCUGUGGACAUGGAAGUCCAUAUCCAGUCUUUCAUCAAAUAGUUUACACAUGAUAGGUGAUGAAAAAGGAGUGAUCACUUUUCAAUGCUUGUGGACAGUUUAGUCAGUGACUGGAAGUGAUUUAUUUAGUCACCAGCCUCACUGUGCUUUUAUCAAUCCCUAAAGGCUGAGCAAUGCUACCUGUACUCAGUAUUUUAUUGUUUUUCCUUUUCUUUUUAGGAAAGCCUCAACCUUAAGCAGCCUCAAAUAGAUAUAUAUGAAUAGUUGUGGCUUUUGAAAAAUGUUCUUGUUCAUGUUAGUGAGGUCUGUUGGAACAAAACCAAACCAAAUAUAUUUAUGCGGCAUGACUGCAGCACAUCUUCUCACAAUAUAUAGGUUGCCUUGAACAAAAUAUGUUUCAGUAGUCCAUAUAUUAUAGGGUAAAGUUUUCAUGAGCAUUUUUAAACAAGAGCUGAAGCAGGAAAGUGCCUAUGAAAUCGCCCCAAAUUCAGUGUUUUAUCAUCAUAUCCAACCUCUCCCCUGAUUUUGUAUUUAUUUAGCUAUUAUCCAAUAUCUAAAGGUCACAUUACAGAAUGUGCAGACUUAAAAACAAAACUAAGCAAACAGAAUGUGACCAUUUAUCUGUGUUUUUACCCUCUGACGCUCCUAAUGCACAUUAAAAACCAUCAGAGCUGCAGUCGUGGUGUCCCAGUGUGGGUAAACAUCGCCCACCUGGCCCUCCAGGUGUGUUAAAACAAACUCUACAUCUGCCUCAUCAGCAUCCAUCUGUGUGCAGUGUGGCACUACCUCUUCUCCAAUACUUGGGGGCGCAGUUUCCCUCAGAGACUGGACAGGAACCUAACCCAGAUAGCAGUGCCCAGCCCCACCCAGUAUAUUUUAUUGAUGGAACCAGGCAACAGAAGGAGGUGUGGCCACAGUGGAGGAGGUCCUCUUGUGUCUCUGUGUUGGGUUUUAGGACUUUUCUUGGCACAUGGGAUGUUAAAUCACCAGCUUGUAAAUGUAAUGAAUGAAUGAAUGAAGAGUUUGAAUUGCUGUUUUGAUCCAGUGAGAGGGAUUUUCUACGGCAGCACCUAUGUUUGUCUCUCUGGGUGUUGAAGGAUGUUUGGAUCAAACUCUUCAAGUGUUAAUCUGAUAAUCAAUAAUCUCUGAUGUUUUUGUGAAUGUACGGGUCGCUGCCUGCUGAGCAGAAAUCAUCAAUACAAGCUGAUCCUGAUCAUUCAGUGUGCAAUAUUUUAUCUCAUGUUUGGGGAAACUUUCAUCUAUUUUAUUGUAUCGGCUGUCCUAUUGAUUAGGAUGCGGGGUGUCAAUAUAUCAGUCAGUGGGGUUUUAUUGAUUUUAUUGAUCAGUGUGAUGGAGUAUUCAAUUAAACUCAUGCAAUAUCUCA